This is a messenger RNA of Salvia miltiorrhiza (redroot sage), 966 nucleotides long. RefSeq lists its product as uncharacterized. The record is from RefSeq and is a predicted model, not a curated record. The coding region runs from base 1 to 966 and encodes 321 amino acids. Gene Ontology annotation, molecular function: RNA binding. Lineage: Eukaryota; Viridiplantae; Streptophyta; Magnoliopsida; Lamiales; Lamiaceae. The transcript has a single exon.
AUGGAGCAUAGAGAGAGCGAGAGAGAAUGGAGAGUGGUGAGAAGAAGAGGGAUUGGUCCAAAACAUGUCGAGAGAAAACAGGCAAGAAGCUGGAAUCGGAGCAGUUUGAAUGGGAGGAGAGAUUGGAGUUCGAAUGAACGCGAUGACACUACAACCUUUUUCUUUAACAACAUCCCAGAGGAUUGCAGCCUUGAUUUUCUCAGACGUAAGUUCGAGACGGUUGCGAAGACGGUGGAUGUAUACUGCCCAAGGAAGAGAGAUCUUUGGGGAAGACCGUUCGGCUUUGUUCGAUUUGAAAAGGUGGAGAGGUCUGAGACUUUAUUGGUGGAUCUGAACAAACUUUGGAUUGGCAGUUAUAAGGUUAGAGUUUAUAAGCCUAAAUUCCAAAGGGAUUAUAAACCUAAAUUCGAAAGGGUUGAUGUGAAGAGAAGGAAUGAGCAGAAUAGUGUCAAAGAAAAGAAGUUGGAACAGAUACAGCCAUGCACCAUGAAGGUGUAUAAUAGGCACGCAGGUGUCUCCUUUAAGGAAGUUCUUACAGGUACUAAAGAUGAUAAAGAACUUGAUGAUGAAACAUUACAGUUCCAGACGACGGAAGAAGACUUGGUUUGGCUUAAUGGGGCUUUUACAGGUUACAUUAAAUCUGAGUUUCUCUGGGAGGAAGUUCGAGAGGAAAUAAAUAGUGAAUGCGCAGGUUGUUUUAAGCUGAACUCCCUCGGUGGCAACAUGGUCCUAAUCCAAAGCAGCAACGAGCAGACGAUCGAGGAAAAUCUCAAUAAGCUAAACGAAUGGAGAGACUUCUGGUUGCAGUGGUGGAGGCCUUGGAAAUCUGUUGAUAUCAACUAUCAAAGAGUUGUCUGGACUAAAUGGACCGGAGUCCCGCUACAUGUUUGGAAUUCCCGUUUCUUCAGUACGGCAAGCGCGAGGUUCGGGUUGCUUCUGAAAAUUGAAGAAAAAACAAGAACGUAA